AUGAAUUCCUAUCCCCAUGAGUUCUUGGCCCAUCCCCAGCCGUUGAUGUUCGUAGCUGGGCUGAACCCAGUCUCACGAGAACGAAGCGUAUCAUCAGCAUCAACCACUAGCAUCAGCAAUAGGCGACAAUCAGGUGGAGCUUCAAGCUUGUUGGAACCGACUACAGCGGGGAAUAUAGCUCUUACUACGCCUAUAACCUCACCUACGCCAAGGAACGAUAAUCUACCUUCUCCUUUGGACGAACUGACCACUUCAGAGGAGACGACAACUCAAGAUGGAAGCAAGGAGGUGGUAGAGGGUUUAGAUGAGAGGGACAAAGAGUUUGAGGCACUGGUAUACAACCUCAGAGGAGCUCUGACGCCUAUGGGUGGUAAGGGGAAGGUAUGGUUAGGACAAGAAGGGAGAAAAGAUUUUAGGAUAGUGUUAGUGGACAAGGGAGUCCGUUUACCCAUGCGGAAGAUAAAUCCUUCUUCAUCCUCAACCUCGCAAUCUCAAGCAUCCAUAGCGGACCUACCAACAAGUCCCCACUCACCGCUAUCACCCUUGAUACCCAGCUCACCGCUGUAUCCUGACGGUCUGAUAGCACCAGUAUGGGUAAGGAAACAUGCCGAACUGGUACCAUCCGUAUUCGUCCUUUUCCUAAGGUUGUACGAGUCUAAACCUAUUCCUUCGAGUGAUGAUCCAGAAGUCAACGCGGCUAAAGAAGCUGCCAACAAAGCUAUGGAGAAAGAUCAAGACGAUCAGCUUAUAAGAGAGAUCGGAGAUAGGAGGAGGAGAUUGGGUGAAAGAGGAAUUAAGUUGACGGUUGUAUUGAUGGCUAGUGCAGCUACUUUAGAUUCACCAGCUCUAGAUCCUAGAUUAUCUUACCUCCGACGAGCCUCAGCAUUAUCAGCCAAAGCAUCCUUGUUCGUCCUCACCCCAGUCCCAGCAGACCAAUUACCGGAUUUUGUCCAAUCCCUACAAGAUGCACUGUACGACUCAGCAAUGGAAUAUUACUCGAAUCACGCAAAGAGAGUACGAAGGAAGAGAUCGAGAGUGCCCGUCAGCCAGAAUAUCCUGUCUCCCUCUACAGCGCAGGGACACGGACAGGGACCAAGAGCUUUGGGACCGCAGGGUUGGGCAGUGAGAUAUGAUUGGAAAGCUGGAUGGUUUGCUGAGGUCAGAGGGGAUUUUGAAACCGCUAGGAGGCAUUAUGAAGAUUGCUGGAACGAGCUGGCAAAGAUGUUCUCUUCGACAACGACUUUACCGCCCAGAACAAAGAGAUGGGCAGAAGCAAAAGUCUUAGCGGACUGUGUGGCUGUCAGAAUAUGCAAAUUGCUAUUAUACGAUGACCAAGGUCCUCGAGUGCUCAACCCGUUCUUCGUGCAUCUAAAACGGUUCGGUGAUCUAUCUCGAGGAUGGGGUAUAGGGGAAGAGACCUUUGAGUUCUGGAGCUGGAUCGCUAGACAGUAUCGAAUAUUUGCUGAACUACUCGAAAUGGCUCAACAAUCAGGAAUGAGAAUUGCAUCUUUGGCACCACCAACUUUUCCUACUGCCGUGGCCGCCGCUGCACCUCCACCACCAGAUUACUACACCACACCCAUAUCCUCUGGAAACCCCUUGCAGGUAUUGCAGCAACCUGCAUUUUAUUAUUAUACAGCUGCCACAUGCUCGAUUCAGAGACAGCUGAGAUAUCAGGAAGCCUUGGCUGCUGAGAAUGACGCGCUUAGCUCUGAAGCUGGAUCGACUUCGGGCUACGUCUCGACAGCACCUGGAUUCGCUAUUGAGAAGAAGGUUGAUCAUGCAGCUUUGGUGAUAGAACUAUUCACUAAGGCGUAUUCUCUGCUGAAAGAACAGGAUCACGCUCAGAAUCGUUUGGCUCUGUUUGUCGCUUUUAGGAUAGCAGAGGUGUACUGCCAAUCUGCUCAGUAUGAUCUGGCUUUACGCUUCUUCGAUAGAAUCUCUCAAGGGUUCAAAAGAGAAAGAUGGUCACCCAUUGUCAGACAGAUACGUAAACUGUGGUACGAAUGUGCUCAACAGACAGGGAAUGUGGAGAGCGCAGCCAGAUUAUUGGUAGAGAUGAUGAGUCCUGACAGUGGCGUUGAGGGAGAAGAAAGAGCAGCCUUACAAGAGGACUUGCUAUCCCUAAUGAAGACCACUUCACCGUCUAGCACGGAGCCGAUUGCUGUGAAUUUGGAGGGACAGAAUAGUCUACUAAAUGUUCAAGCUGGCUUUUGGCAAUCGGAGUCUACCUUAUCACAAAGUGUCCCGUACCAGGUUAUACUACGCUGUCCUGGAGAGGUGGCUAUCGAUGAGAUCCAGUUCUCAUCCCUUAUCAUAUCUUGGUCCGAUAAUCGUCAUGACACAGUGAUAAACGCUUCUGAAGGGUCACAAGAGCAAAUAGAAUUUGUCAAAGUGGAACAAAACGAAGGAAACAAGGCUUCUUUGAAGUGGGGAGAAGAGAAGACUUUAGUUAUCAAUGGAGAAACUAUAGGAGAUGUAGAGGGAGAAGUCCGAAUAUCUGGCUUGAAAUUAUGCUUGAAGCAGGGUUCUUGGGAUUUGCAGAUACACCUUAGCCCGGAUGAUUUGGAAGAAUGGAUAACACCGAAAGGAGCGAUAGUACCUGUUCAAGCACUUUCGUCUUCGGUCGACUUCAUACACAAAUCGCAUGACUUGGAUGUGGAUCUCACCCAUGUGCCGUCUGCUUUUGUCGGCGAAGAUGUGGAAAUAAAUAUCAAGGUGACGAACCAGGACGAUCGGGAGAUGGAUAUAUCGCUGUCUAUGUUUUUGCAGCCAGGCGAUGGCGAUGAGGAUGUUGGCUCAACGCUUACCAUGGACGAUCAAGUUUCACCAACAUUCAUCAAAGAUAUACCGCUCGGCAAAUUAUCUCCCUCAGCAUCAACCUCGAAAACCAUUUUCCUGCGUGCUUCAAUGGAAGGCACAAAGAUCGUUGAUUUCUCCUUACAAUCGACGGUCAAAUUGCCCGCUUCCAAGACUCUCUCUCCUACUUCCGAUGACCAAGUCGUGGAAAGGACAGAGGAGAUCACCAGAACGGCCGUGAUACCUGUUCUCAGACCGUUCGAAGUGAAGAUGGCAGUUAGGUAUUCGCAGAGAUUGGCAGGCACAGUAGGUGCCGGUGUCGGUGGCGGUGCCAAUGCCAUUGUAGGUAUAUUAGUUGAAGUUCCUGGACCUAGGGCAGUGAGGGUAGAAAAGAUUGAAUUGCUCGACAACGACAACAAUAAUGAAAGUGGCGAAAAGGACGUGAAGCUCGUGUCGAGCUCGUUGGUUGAUGAUGAUGUUGAAACGCUCCCUCAAGAUUGGGACCAAACUACGAGUUACGCCCUAUCAGCUAAAUUCUCCUUGAGCUUCGGGUUGAGAGGUGGAACGGCAGGUGAUCCAAUCAAAGUACCUGCUAAUUUAGUUUUCACCUGGAAGAGUGAUUCAUCAAAAUCAUCAAUAACGACUGUUCAUCCUAUCCCUCCAUUGUUCAUCGAAUCACCUAGAGAAUCAUAUCUUAUCUCCACCCUACAUCUCCCCCUGCCACCUACUGCGAAAAUAAAUGAACCAUUUGAUAUCCAUCUUAAUGUACUCAACACUCACCCCACCUCUUCAGCAACCAAUGUGAAUAUUGUAGGAGAGACAAAAGAGAACUUUGUAUGGUUAGGUAAUAGGAACAUCAUAACUUCUCCACCUCUAAAACCAGGUGAAGCGCGAACAAUGAAAUUCACUUUGAUACCUCUAUCAUUGUCUUCAAGUAGCGAUGGAUGGAUGGAAAUUCCUAAAAUCAGUGUAUUUGAAGGUGAGGGUGAAGAUAGGGAGGAAGUUAGUGUUAAAGAUGGGAACGCAAUUUUGGUUAGACCGUAA
Messenger RNA from Kwoniella mangroviensis CBS 8507, 3843 nucleotides. RefSeq lists its product as uncharacterized. Bases 1 to 3843 code for a protein of 1280 amino acids. The record is from RefSeq and is a predicted model, not a curated record. The transcript is spliced from 18 exons. NCBI's taxonomy places the organism in Eukaryota, Fungi, Basidiomycota, Tremellomycetes, Tremellales, Cryptococcaceae.